CUGAAGAGAAAAACUGCAGUACGUGUCUGUCAGUGUGUACAUACAGUGAAAUGGCAGGAUCCAGUAUUUCAGUGGAUCAGAAUCAGUUCUGUUGUCCGGCGUGUUUGUAUCUCCUGAAUGAUCCAGUGACCAUUCCCUGUGGACACAGUUACUGUAUGAACUGUAUUACAGACUGCUUUGAUGACGAUCAUAAUACAGGGAUAUACAAAUGCCUACUGUGCAGACAGACCUUCACUACAAGACCUGCUUUAAGUAAGAACAUUAUACUUGCUGACAUGGUGGAAAAACUGAAGACAAGAAGCCAAGCGACUCGCCCUGCAGAUGUGGAGUGUGAUGUUUGUCCAGAAAGAAAUCAGAAAGCCGUCAAGUCCUGUUGGGAGUGUCAGAACUCUUACUGUCAGAAUCACCUUGAACAACAUGAGAUGUUUUACAGGGGUAAGAGACACAACUUGACUGAUGUCAAUGGAAGACUCCAGGAGACGACCCAACCUCAAGAUAAAAACACGCUGGAGAUGUCAGCUUCAGCAGAGCAACAGAAGCAAGUAAAGGAAAUUCAGAUUCAACUGCAGCAGAGAAUCCUGAAGAAAUUGAAAGAAGGUCAUAAACUGAGAGAGGCUGUGAUGUUUUACAAGCGCUAUGCACAGAGAGCAGUGGAGGACUAUGAGCUGAUCUUCACUGAGUUGAUCUCAUCCAUUGAGAGAAGUCGCUCUGAGGUGACACAGCUGAUCAGAGAUCAGGAAAAGGCUGCAGUGAGUCGAGCUGAAGAACUCUUGAAGCGACUGGAGCAGGAGAUUGUUGAUCUGAGCAUAAAAGAAGCUCAGAUGCAGCGGCUUUCACACACUGAUGAUCAUAUUAAUUCCCUGCUGAAUUUACAGUCUCUCUCACUCUCUGGAUCUUCUGACAGCAUCAUUGAUACUUCUUAUCUCUCUUACGAUGAUGUAGUGAAAUCUGUCACUCAAUUCAGAGACAAACUAAAGCUUUUCUGCAGAGAGGAGACAGAAAAGAUAUCUACUAGAGUGAAAAGCAUCCAGGUCAUUUUCACUCCUGAAUAUGAGACCAGGGCAGAGUUCCUACAAUGCUUCCGUCAUUUCACUCUGGAUGCAAAUACACUGAAUGGAAGACUUCGUCUCUCUGAGGGGAACACAGUGGUUGCUGAAACUGGUAUUGACUGGCCAUAUCCUGAUCAUCCAGACAGAUUUGAUUGUUGGAGUCAGGUGUUGUGUAAAGAGUGUGUGAGUGGAUGCUGUUACUGGGAGGUGGAGUGGAGUGGGAAUGAUGGUGUGGAUAUUGCAGUGGCAUAUAAGAGUAUCAGGAGGAAGGGAGCUGGUAAAGAGGUUGAUUUUGGAUUUAAUAGUCAGUCCUGGAGAUUGUUUUGCUCUCCUUCCAGUUACUCAUUUGCACACAAUAACAUUGAAACUGAACUCCCUUUAGUGUCCAGCUCCAGUAGAAUAGGAGUGUAUGUGGAUCACAGUGCAGGAGUUUUGUCCUUCUACAGCGUCUCUGACACAAUGAAUCUCAUCCACAGAGUCCAGACCACAUUCACUCAACCUCUGUAUCCUGGGAUUGGACUAUAUAACCACACAACUGCAAAACUGUGUCAUCCAAAAAUAUGAAUGAUAUAAUGAUCCUGCAGACAUAUCGAAUGCUUAAGCUAAAUGAUGAAUCAGUUAAAUGUUAAAGAGACCAUCAUAUAAUUAAAUAAAUGUCAAUGCUACAGCUGAAGUUCUGUUCAUGUCAGAUAAUAACAAUGAAAUAUUAUAAUCUCAUCAGAUUCAUCAGAUGAUGUAGUUUAAAGGAAUAAUUCACACAUUUUGUCAAAAUUAUGUCACAAUUUAUUCAUAUGACAUUCUGUCUUCCAUUGCAUCUUUUUCCAUGCAAUGAAAGCGAAUGGUGACAGACAUUUUGUGUCCCCAAUAAAUGGGUAUGGAACAACUUGGGAGUGUGUAAAUGAUGGCAGAAUUUCUGUUUUUGGGUGUAUGAUUUAAUGUUAAUCAGUUUAGUCUUUUUGUUCAAAUUUGAUGUAACUAAUUUACUUUUAGCAAUGACUGUCAAACUUCAAUUUCAUUCACAUGCAUUGUAUAUAAAAGUGCAUUCUUUGUAAUGGAGUAUUGCAAAUGUUUCAAACAAAACACUGAAACACAAUCAAUGCAAUGCUUACAUCAUUAAACAAAUCAUUUCAAUUCUUAACAAAUGUGCAUUGGGUUAUGUGCAUUAAAUGAUGUCUGAAAAUACAAUAAUCCAUGACUUGCAUUGCACAAUAAUUCAUAAAUGAA
Messenger RNA from Xyrauchen texanus (razorback sucker), 2273 nucleotides. RefSeq names its product tripartite motif-containing protein 16-like protein. Gene Ontology annotation, molecular function: protein binding. The coding region runs from base 51 to 1613 and encodes 520 amino acids. Lineage: Eukaryota; Metazoa; Chordata; Actinopteri; Cypriniformes; Catostomidae. The transcript is spliced from 6 exons. The record is from RefSeq and is a predicted model, not a curated record.